AUGGCGCUGUUCUCCGGCUGCCAUCUCUUUGUUCUUUCUAAUUAUCGGCAAACGAAUAGCUUCAAACCCCCCCAUUCCCAUCUUUAUUCAAAACACCUUCGCAGCUUAAACUUGGAUUUUGCUUUCCACCAGAAAGCCAGAAAUAGUAAUACUAUUGAGAGUGGCAACACCAAAAACUGCGCCGCGCCGGUAGCCAACAUGAAUGGCUUCCAACCGCGCUGCCACCUUCAAUAUGAUUUGGCUCAUGAUACCGGAAUUCGUGGGGCAUAUAGUGAAUCAGCUGCAGAGAAAGCAUAUCCCAAUUGCGAAACUAUUGCUUGCCAGCAUUUCCAUUCAACUUUUCAAGCAGUUGCAAGGCGGGUUGCAGACAGGGCAGUAAUACCGAUAGAGAAUUCAUUAGGAGGAAGCAUCCAUGGAAACUACGACCUGUUGCAUCGCCACAAUCUGCAUAUAAUUGGUGAAAUUCAGUUUGCUGUUUCCCAUUGCUUGCUUGCCAACAAUGGCGUUGACCUUCAUGAUUUGAAAACCGUUCUUAGCCAUCCUCAAGCACUUGCUCAAUGUGAGAAGAGCUUGACGAAGUUGGGAUUGGAGGGAGAAGCAGUGGCUAAUACUGCAGUUGCAGCAAAGGUAAAGGGUCUUAAUGAUGAGCCACAUUACAGUUGA
This is a messenger RNA of Gossypium arboreum, 663 nucleotides long. RefSeq names its product arogenate dehydratase/prephenate dehydratase 2, chloroplastic-like. Gene Ontology annotation, cellular component: chloroplast; cytoplasm. The record is from RefSeq and is a predicted model, not a curated record. The coding region runs from base 1 to 663 and encodes 220 amino acids. Gene Ontology annotation, biological process: L-phenylalanine biosynthetic process. Gene Ontology annotation, molecular function: arogenate dehydratase activity; prephenate dehydratase activity. The transcript has 4 exons. Lineage: Eukaryota; Viridiplantae; Streptophyta; Magnoliopsida; Malvales; Malvaceae.